UUAACCUAAGAAAGCAAAGAGGCACAGAAAACUUCUCACACAUUGCUGGGAUGGCUUGCAUUGUCAACAAUGGUUUGGAACUGCAUUCUGAGCACUCGGAGGACAGUGAAACAAGUUCCGAUACAGAUGAUGACUUUGAGACAGUUGAGAUGCACGUUAUGGACAACAAUAAGACUGAGCUGACAAGUGCUUUCACCAGGAAUAAGUGGUCUGCUGCCACUCAAAAGGUGUUAUCAUCCAUGCCAAGUCGCUCAGUGGGAUGGAGUGCAGCUGUCCUCUCGCAGCGGGAUCACUCUUCUGUGAGAGAUAGUUCCCAGGUCCCCGGAACCAGCAACAGAGACUAUGACAUGGAAUCUCAUGAAGGCCUUAUUCACGAGGUGCCCCGAAUGAGGCAUCUGCUGAGGACCCUACAGACUCUGCCUCUUGAUGAGUGUGUGCGUAAGCUGCGUAUGAUGCCCAUGAGUCUGACUGAGAAAAGUGAACUCAGAGCACUGCUGUGUCGUGAGAGAAAGGGUCAAAUUCUUUCAGUGGAAACUUCAAGAAAUAGUCACUUUCAAGUACGCCUUAGAAAGAGCCUUCGUGGCGCUCGACAGGGUGUUCAUUCCCUGCUGACCUCUGUGCAGCUUUGGCAUGGGACGUUGAAGAAGGUUAGCGGGCGUUUUGGAACUGGAGCACUCUCUUAUUUCCUCUUCCUCAGGACUCUACUGCUGUAUAACAUCUUCCUCUCUCUGAUCAUCAACGUUUUCCUGGUCCUGCCUGAAGUAAUCCAUCACCCACAUCACAGUGCUAACAAGAAGAUUUUCAUGGGCCUCAACAUUUUUACUGGCACAGGCAUCCUUACUGACUCUUCAAUGUUUUAUGGCUAUUACAACUAUACAGAGGAAAAUAACUGCAGCUCUGGCAACAAAACUAAGCCUUACAAUUCAUACAACAUACGCCUGGCAUAUUUACUAACUAUUGGGACAGGUCUGUUUGCCACCUGCAUAAUGCUUGUCUACAGUGUGUUUAGGACAUUAGGGGGGAGUUUUCACAUGUAUAAAUCUCAUGGCAACUUGGCUUUGAAGGUCUUCAGCUGUUGGGAUUUCAAACUUAGCAAAAUGACAUCUGUUCGAAUGCAGUCAGAGAACCUCUGCACACAACUAAAGGAGAUGCUUUAUGAGCUUCACUCUGGAAAUCCAAAAGGGAAACUGAAAACCAGGCUGAUCUGGAUGGCUCUUUGUUUCACCGCAUGGGGUAUUUCUCUGACCUGCAUUUUCUGCUGUGUGUUGACUGUCUACGUCUUCUCUGAAGACAGAGAAAAUGUCAGUAAUAUAGGGUCAGAUGAGAAUUUGCUGGCACUGCCGCUACUAGUAUGUGGUCUAAAUCAUCUGAUGCCUAGUGUUUUCAAUAUGGUGGCAUGGAUGGAGAGCUAUGAUUCACUUAGCCUUUGCAUUUAUGUUUCCAUCAUAAGGAAUUUGUUUUUGAAAGUAAGUACUCUUGCUGUUCUUUGUUAUCGAUGGAUGGGCAGUACUGCAACUCCAAAAAAUGGAACAAAGCUUGAGUGCUGGGAGACGUUUGUUGGUCAGGAUCUUUAUCGUUUCCUAUUGAUGGAUCUAAUAUUUGGUGUGCUGCACACCAUUUUUGGAGAUUUUCUUUGGAGGGUUUUCACCCAGGGAGUAUUAAGAAGAAAGAGAAAGCCCGCAUUUGAUAUUGCGCGAAAUGUUUUGGAACUCAUUUACGGCCAGACACUUGCUUGGUUUGGGGUUCUAUUUUCCCCACUGUUGCCCACAUUUCAGAUUGUGAAACUGAUACUUUUGUUUUACUUAAAAAGGGCUAGUCUGAUGAUGAACUGCCAAGCACCCAGGAAGGCAUGGAGAGCCACACAGAUGACAACUCUCUUCAUCUCACUUCUCUGUUUCCCCUCAUUCCUUGGAGCCGCUGCAGGCAUCACAUACACAAUGUGGAGACUUGAGCCAUCAUCUACCUGUGGGCCCUUCAGGAUGCUCUCCAGUAUGUUUCAGGCAGGGAGGGAGUGGAGGUGCCUAACGACAUUCAACCCCAGCCUGACCUGGCUCAGCUGGGCAUACACAGUGUUAGAGAACCCCCUCUUUCUCUUCACCAUUGCAGGAGUUUUCCUACUUCUUAUUUACAUUCACAUUCAGGUUGGAGAUGGUCAGAGAAGAAUAAUGGCCUUGUUGCAGAAGCAAAUUGAAAAUGAGGUCGAAGAUAAGAAGUUUCUCAUAAAUAAGCUGCAAGUGCUCCAUGAGCAACAAGGACUUUAAAUAUCUGUUCCUGAUUUAAUAUUUGCUCUUGAGUAAUGAAGUGGGUUAAGCUCCUAAAAUGACAAGUUAAAUUAAUAAAUAAAUAUAUUUUAAUUUACAUCUGAAUGGGUUCCUCUAUGUUGGUUACGCAGCUGCGAAACAAAAUCAUCCAGUUUGAUUGGUUGUAGUCUGUAUCCCAAGGAAUUCUGCGUGAGACUGCUGCUGAAUUUGUUGAUGCAGGUCCCACUAAAGCCGCACCAAGUGUGCAUAGAGGGAGCUCGUUGGCACCUCUUUGCACAACAAAAUAAGAAAGGAGACACCCUAUAGCUUUGUGGUCCUUAUGGGCAUGUGCAAUUCAGCACCACAAUGUACCACUAGGCACUGGUAUUGUGCUAAAUAUAUAGCCUGCAGUUCAGUGUUUUGGUGACAUUCUAAUAUGCUGUUUCAUAUUAUCAUUAACAAUGUUAAUGACAAUGUCUGUGUUAAUACGUCAUUAAUUUGUGGUUUUCUUACAUUCUACCUUUAUAAUUCACACUUUCCACUUGUAAUUUAAUGGUGUAGCAUGUCAAGUGACAUAUUACAUAAUGUCACACGUUUACCCUGAUAACUAGAGAAUAGUAGGCCACUGUUGGCCCACUGAUAGCAAAGCUGGUGGUACACUGGUGUUUUGGUCAGCAUUUUACCAGCAGCCCACUGGUGGUUAAGCAGUAUUAAACAAAAUUCCUCUUA
Messenger RNA from Pygocentrus nattereri (red-bellied piranha), 2969 nucleotides. Its product is annotated as transmembrane channel-like protein 6. The transcript is spliced from 19 exons. Gene Ontology annotation, cellular component: plasma membrane. Bases 51 to 2261 code for a protein of 736 amino acids. Gene Ontology annotation, molecular function: mechanosensitive monoatomic ion channel activity. NCBI's taxonomy places the organism in Eukaryota, Metazoa, Chordata, Actinopteri, Characiformes, Serrasalmidae. The record is from RefSeq and is a predicted model, not a curated record.